AAUGUACAGAAAUAAGAAAAUCUUAUUCUGAAAUUUGUGCUAAUAAAAAAAAAGGUCAUGUGGGUGGGAAGACGUGCCCACAAAGAACAGAGAGGAAGAACGAUGACAAUUUGAGCUUGUUGAACAAGCAAGAUGACUUCAUGGAUCACUCUAUAAAGACAAGCUAGUGUUGGCUAAGGAAAACACAAGCAACGAUGGCCGAGGUGAAGCUACACGGAUUUUGGUAUAGUCCCUUUACUUGGAGGGUGGUGUGGACCCUAAAGCAAAAGGGUAUACCAUAUGAAAACAAAGAGGAAGACCGCUACAACAAAAGUCCUCAACUUCUUCAAUACAACCCAGUUCACAAGAAGACUCCUGUUCUAGUUCAUGCUGGAAAACCCAUAUGUGAGUCAAUGAUUAUUGUUGAAUACAUUGAUGAGAUAUGGCCACAGAAUUCAUUGCUUCCUGCUGAUCCACAUGAGAGAGCUCUUGCACGGUUUUGGGUCAGAUAUGCUGAUGACAUGAUUCCUUCAGUUUGGGCACUCUACCAUAGCAAUAGUGGCGAAGAGCGGGAGAAGGACAUAGAAAAAGUGAGGGAACAUCUAAGAGUUGUUGAGGAUCAAUGCUUAGCUGAUGAGAAGAAAUUCUUUGGGGGAGACACUAUUAACAUUGUUGACAUAGCUUUUGGGACCGUUGCAAAAUUUAUUGAGUUUGGGGAAAAUAUCUAUGAAGUGAAGGUCGUAGAAGCUGAGAAACUCCCUCGCUUGCAUUCAUGGUUUAAUAAUUUCAAGGAUGUCCCAGUCAUCGCAGAAAACCUUCCUGACCAUAAGAAAACGGUAGCUUGUGUCAAGUCUAUCAUAGAAAAAAAUUCGGCAGCUUGAAGGAAACGGUAGCUUUUAUGAAGUGAUAAAUAAUAAAGAAUUGCAUCUUUGUGUGUCACCUCUUUCUAUAUGCUUAUUUCUAUGUUAUCAACCUCUAUGUUUGGGUUUUUCUUGAUAUACUCGAAAGAAAUAAAAGUUUAA
Messenger RNA from Gastrolobium bilobum, 1001 nucleotides. Its product is annotated as probable glutathione S-transferase. Gene Ontology annotation, cellular component: cytoplasm. The transcript has 2 exons. Lineage: Eukaryota; Viridiplantae; Streptophyta; Magnoliopsida; Fabales; Fabaceae. Bases 195 to 860 code for a protein of 221 amino acids. Gene Ontology annotation, biological process: glutathione metabolic process. Gene Ontology annotation, molecular function: glutathione transferase activity. The record is from RefSeq and is a predicted model, not a curated record.